Molecule: messenger RNA, 1809 nt
Organism: Spodoptera littoralis (African cotton leafworm)
Lineage: Eukaryota; Metazoa; Arthropoda; Insecta; Lepidoptera; Noctuidae
Source: the annotation of a GenBank genome assembly
AUGUCUGAAGAAAAACUUCACGUUUCUGCAGUAAGACUUUCGCUGCAACAUUUUGGGUGGUUUGAUUAUAUACUAUUUGUUUUAAUGCUAACGAUUUGUGGAGGAAUCGGAAUUUAUUUCGGAUUUGUGAAGAAACAGAGUUCGACUCAAGAUUAUCUGAUGGGCGGACGAAAUAUGAAGCUAUUGCCUGUUUGUUUCUCACUGGUCGCAAGGUACUGUAUUGAUUAUUACCUAGGUUCUUCUAGGUUCUCCAAGUUUAUUUUUUGUAUAAUAACUAAUUACCUAGUCAUGAAAGUUUUCCUUUUCAGUUUUAUUUCAGGAAUAUCUUUAUUAGGUAUACCGACAGAACUAUAUAUUUAUGGUACAGCUUUUGUAUUUACUUUGAUUGGUACUUUAUUGAUGUCAAUAAUUGUAUCUUAUACGUUUUUACCAAUACUCCAUGACUUGAGAUUGACUUCAGCUUACGAGUAUUUGGAACUUCGGUAUGAUAAACGUUUACGAGUAUUCGGAUCUGUCUUGUUCAGCGUUUAUUUGAUGGCGUGGCUGCCCAUAGUUAUUUACGUACCAGCUUUAGCGUUUAAUCAAGUAACUGGUGUAAAUAUUCACAUAACAACUUCUAUAGUAUGCUUUGUGUGCAUAUUUUAUACGUCUUUGGGUGGUUUAAAGGCUGUUGUAUGGACCGAUGUGAUACAGACUAUUGUGAUGAUAGGAGCUAUGAUCUUGGUCAUCAUAAAAGGGACCAUCAUCGCUGGAGGUCUCGGGGAAGUAUUCAGAGAAAAUUGGAACACAGGACGAGUUGAAAUACCACCCGUCACAAUGGAUCUAACAGUGCGACAUACGAUAUGGUCAGUGUCUAUUGGCUCUACGUUUUACUGGAUCGGCAACGUUGCUGUUAAUCAAUCUAUGUUGCAAAGGUUCUUAGCCUUGGCUGAACUUAAAUCGUCAAAACGAGCAAUCUGGGGAUUUUUCGGUGGUGUAAUGUUCAUAGUUUUAAUAUGUGGGUACAGUGGUUUGUUGGCCUAUGCCAAGUACCAUGAAUGUGACCCAUUGGACUCUCGACUGGCGUUGGCCAAAGAUCAACUGUUGCCUCUUCUGGUAAUGGAUGUGUUAGGAGACUGGCCUGGCAUGCCGGGCAUUUUUGUCGCGGGAGUUUUCAGUGCAUCUCUUAGUUCACUCUCCACUGGUCUUAACUCUAUGGCUGCUGUAGUAUUGGAAGAUUUCUGGAAACCAUUCUUUAAGCCCCUGACUCAUAGGCAAACACAAAUAAUGAUCCGAUCUGUGGUCGUUAUACUUGGGGUUAUUUGUGUCGGUUUGGUAUACAUAGUAGAAAUGUUGGGCUCUGUUCUACAACUGACUAUGAGCCUCUCGUCAGCUUCAAUGGGACCUUUAGCCGGAGUCUUCUUGAUGGGGAUAUUUUUGCCGUUCAUCGACGGUACGAGUGCUUUGAGCGGAGGUAUCAUAGGUCUGUCGUCUGCUUGGUGGUUAGCCGCUCAGUCACAGUUAGCACAAGCAAGAGGACUGAUGCAAUCCAGUGAAAAACCAAGAUUUACACAAAACUGUACUUACGAAUUUGAUGAAAUUGUACAUAACGUGGUUGACGCUGAAAGUAAAGUGCCGUACUUGUACAGAAUAUCUUUCAUGUGGUUCACUGCGUUCGGAUGUAUGGUGACCGUUGGUAUUGCGUGCAUAGUUAAUUUACGAAAAACUGCUAAAGUUCACCAUGACCAUCGAUUGUUUGCUCCCUUUAUACGAAAAUGGUUGGAGAAAGACAAGAUAAAUGAAAUGUAUUUAAAAAAUCUCCAGAAAUGA